AUGCCAAUCAACUGCCUCAACCUGGCUGCAGUCAAGGCAAACCCACAACCGUGGUUUCUCGCAAACAACAUGGACUACCAAGUCAUGAGAUUGGUCCGAGAGGGCCAUAGUGCGGGAAAAGAUUUGGUCGGCCACGACGCCGACCUCACGAACAGCGAGACGUUCCAGCUUCUCGCCAAGGCCGGCGCUUUUUCGAUGCCUCAUGUGGAUCGCCACGGUGUGAUGACCGUCGUGCACGUGGAAGAAGGUUUCAAGGACUGGCUGAUAUUUCCACCUCUGAGUGAGGAGGAACAGGCCGAGUUCGCCCGUGGGGAGAACUAUUGUCCCAACUAUCGACCGAUGAAUCUACGACUCCGGCCAGGAGACACGCUCAUUCUACCACCCAGUCGAUUGCAUGCUGUAUUCUCCCCGACGGACGUCCUCAUGACUGGAAACAUGUUCUGGGACUCUCGAGAGGUAUUGCGGAUCCUCAAGCAGUCCAACCUAGAAAGAUUGAACCCAGAGUUGAGCAACGAAGACCCGGCCCAAGAGUUCCCGGUCAAGAUGAAGGCAAUACUCGACCUGUGGGAGCGGCAAUGUGGCCCUUGGACCUGGGGUAGUCGUCAAGAAUUGGAAGCUGCACGAGGGGUUUUCCAAGUGAGUUGCUAUACAAUCUAG
Messenger RNA from Exophiala spinifera, 657 nucleotides. RefSeq lists its product as uncharacterized. The coding region runs from base 1 to 657 and encodes 218 amino acids. The transcript has a single exon. The record is from RefSeq and is a predicted model, not a curated record. NCBI's taxonomy places the organism in Eukaryota, Fungi, Ascomycota, Eurotiomycetes, Chaetothyriales, Herpotrichiellaceae.